AUGGUCCCCGGGAGCAGCAUCCAGCACGCGGCUGUUGCCUCCUGUGCGCGCAAACUGCAGUGCCUGCGGAUCCGGGUGAGGCAGAUCUCCAGGGAGAGGGACAGAGCGAGGCUGGAGCUGGAGGAAGCCGAGCGACGCUGCCUGCAGCUCGUGGGGCAGGUGGAUGAGCACCGCGCCGCCCGCGAGGACAGCCAGGGCAGGCUCAGGAAAAUUCAGACUGAAAUGAAGGCAAAAGACCUGCUUUUGCAGCAAGCCACCCAGCGCCAAGCCAAGCUGGAGGCCGAUGCACAGCUCCUGCAGGGCAGAGAGGCCAACCUGCAGGGACGACUGAACGUCACGAUGAAGGAGAACACGCAGCUUCAAAACAAGAUCAUGAACAUGUCUGAAAAGCUGUCAGCCACUGAAAAGCUGGUGUUAGAGCUGCAGAAAGAGCUUGACCUUGUUACAAAGGACAAGCGAGGCCAGGCGGAGCCGCGCAGCGCCGAGUCCCCGGACCAGCGCGAGCGCUUCGCGGAGAUCGUCCUGGAGUACGAGCGGCAGUGCCGGGUACGCGCGGGCAGCCUUCGGGAAGCGCUGCCGGGAAAACGCGGCCGUCGGCAUCACGUCGGGCAGGCUCCGAGGUGUCGCUGCUCCCGAGCCCUGGGGAUGCCCACAUGGGUCUCUGGGCCCCCAGGGGAGAUCCCAGCAUUUCUGCUGCGUUGGCCACUAGAGAUGGCCAUGUCCGAAGGGCUCUGUGGAGGUUCAACCCUUCCAAGUGUCUGCGGAACUCCUGUCACUGCUGCCUGCGUGGCUCUUGCCCCUAACACAUCCAAGGAAAAGGCGACAGCGCCUGGGUUUGUUCUUGUACCAGUGGUGGCCACGGCAAUCGGGCCUGGCGUUGCCCUGGCCGCGCUGGGACCCGUCUCUGCCGCAGGGACGUCCCCGCAGAGCUCCCCUGUCCCAGGCAGCCUCCCUCCCAGCCCGCCGCUUCCCGCUCCUGCGUGCGCAGGGACAGCGCUCCCGAUGCAGCAGCUCCAGGACCAGCUGCAGGACCUGAAGGUGCAGCUGGAAGCCAAGGUAAACCACUACCAGCAGGAAAUGGAGUUGAUGAAGAAGAGCUUUGAGAGGGAGAGGAAGGCCAGUGAGGAGAAGUUCAAGGCUGAGAUGACCAAAGUGGAGGAGCAGAAGAAAGACCUGGAAGAAACAGCUGCAACAUAUUGGGCUAUAAUUGAUGGCCUGAAAGAGCAAAAAUGUGUGUGGAGUCCGGAGCCGGAGGAGGCGUCUGAGCCGGAGCGGGCCGAGGCGGAACAGCAACACCCCGAAGGGAUGUGGCAUCCGGAGCGGCGGCCGGCUCGGGAGGGAGACGAGCUGCAGACGCGCCGUGGGGACAGACGGAGCCUAAGGUCUGGCACCGCUCCCUUUUGGAGCGCCCCGCUCUGUGCCACCGCGCGGAGCCGCCUGCUCACGGAGCACCUCCGCGACGGGCACCGGGAGCUGGCCCAGGCCCUGCGCGCCGUCCGGCUGCAGCAGAAGCGCACGGAGGACAAGAACCGGGCCCUGGAGGGACAGGUCUCAGCCCUGAAGCAGCUCGUCGAAGAAAUGGCCCCAGCGUCGCUGAGCGUGUGA
Tinamus guttatus (white-throated tinamou) is the source of this 1605-nucleotide messenger RNA. Lineage: Eukaryota; Metazoa; Chordata; Aves; Tinamiformes; Tinamidae. The record is from RefSeq and is a predicted model, not a curated record.